AUGGAGAGCAGGCGUCGGAGAACCCCCCGCCCGGAGGACCAGAUGCGACGACCGCGAGAGAAGCUGGGAAAACAACAGAAACAUCAUAAACAAUAUCGACCAUGGCCUAUUGUGAGCUGGGCGUUGGCAGUGUCCCUCUUGAUUGUGUUGGCAUAUCUUCAAGGACCGGUGGAGUUCUCCCUCGACCGGUUAAUAUCGCCAAUUCAACACCCACAUAACCCUGAGCCUGAACCUGAGAAUGCGGCUGCUCUCCGCCCUAGAAUUGAGCUUCGCCCAGAGGAGCAUGCCCCCCGUCCAGCGGUAACACAGUAUCGGGAUUGGCGCAUUACGGGACUGUCCUACACUGGCGAGGGAAACCAACUGACCGAGAUGGGCAAAAACAAAGACCUAUUUCCGGGCCCAACAAUUGAGGCUCGCUCUGGCGAUACACUGGUCAUCACCGUCACUAAUGAAUUGCAAGAGGAGUCAAUUGCCUUACACUGGCACGGUCUCCAUGUAGCCAAUGCCAUGGAUGGCGCGGCAGGGGUAUCACAAUGUACCAUCCCUCCAGGAGGCCAGUUCGUCUAUAAUUUCACCAUCCCUCUAGACCAAAGCGGCACAUUUUGGUAUCACGCACACUCGGGUACCUCGAGAGCGGAUGGCUUGUACGGCGGUCUGGUGGUUCAUGCACCGACUCCCAAGUCUACCGUUCGGGGACUGAUUUCCCGUGAGCAUGGCCGCGACGAGUCGAGCUACGAUAAGGAGCUUCUGCUUCUCAUUGGAGAUUGGUAUCAUCGGCGAUCUGGGGACGUUCUUGCUUGGUAUAAGGAGCCAGGCAAUUUCGGGAAUGAGCCUGUUCCUGACUCCCUUCUGGUCAAUGGAGUGGGCCAUUUUGACUGUUCUAUGGCCGUUCCCGCUCGUCCGCUGGACUGCCUGGCCCAAUGGGUUAAUUCAUCAUUUCUUGACCUUGACCCGGACACGAAGUACCGGAUUCGUGUUGUCAACACUGGUGCUCUGGCUGGGAUUUCCCUCAUAUUCGACCAAGAGCAUCUAGACCUUAUACAGCUGGAUAGCAUCGACACAGCGCGCUCUGUGCAGAACGAUGUUAAUUCGAUUGGCAUUCUAUACCCCGGCCAACGCAUGGACUUUAUCCUUCACUCAUCACCAAAAGACCCGAAGCAAUCGUCUAUAAUGAUUUCUCUAGACGAAGAAUGCUUCAAAUACGUCAACCCAGCCCUAACACCCGAACAAACCUUCCAAAUAAACUACCUCCCCUCAUCCUCGUCCCCCGAAUCAGCGGCUAAGGGCAAACUCUCCGAACCCACAAUCCGCAACACUAUCAACCUCGACGACAUCCCAUCCUCCCCUUCAGUCCUCAAAAACCUCCCCCCAAAAGCACAGGAAACGCACAUCGUCUACACGAAGAUACAGAAAAUGGCCCGCAACGCCAACGUGCCAUUCGGGUAUUUCAACCAUACGUCCUGGCAGACACAGCAGGAUCCCCGCGUGCCGCUGAUUGCUCUGCCAAGGAGUCAAUGGGAUGAGAAUCAGUUCUCGUUUACGACUGGAAAGGAGACACAGUGGGUGGAUCUUGUUGUGAAUAACCUUGAUGAGGGACCGCAUCCUUUUCACUUGCACGGCCACCACUUCUACAUCCUAACAGUCCAAGAAGCGACAUUCGGCUGGGGCUCCUUCAACCCCUUCGUCGACGACUACCCACCAGGUCUAGAACCCGAAGAAACUACAGACAACACAAACGCAAAGACCUCCCAAGAACAACCCUACGACCUCACCCGCGCCUCCCUCCGCGACACAGUCCAGAUCCCCAGCCGCGGGUACGCCGUGCUACGUUUUCGCGCGGAUAACCCGGGCGUGUGGAUGUUUCAUUGCCAUAUUCUGUGGCAUCUUGCGACGGGGAUGGCUAUGCUUAUUGAUGUACAGGGUGAUCCGGGUGGAGUUGUAGCUCAUGUCGGUUCAAAGGGGAUCUGUUCUGGCUGA
Penicillium riverlandense is the source of this 1977-nucleotide messenger RNA. Its product is annotated as multicopper oxidase-domain-containing protein. Lineage: Eukaryota; Fungi; Ascomycota; Eurotiomycetes; Eurotiales; Aspergillaceae. Bases 1 to 1977 code for a protein of 658 amino acids. The record is from RefSeq and is a predicted model, not a curated record. The transcript has 7 exons. Gene Ontology annotation, molecular function: copper ion binding; oxidoreductase activity.